Molecule: messenger RNA, 2742 nt
Organism: Brachypodium distachyon (stiff brome)
Lineage: Eukaryota; Viridiplantae; Streptophyta; Magnoliopsida; Poales; Poaceae
Product: probable DNA helicase MCM9
Exons: 20
Coding region: 98-2143 (681 amino acids)
Biological process (GO): double-strand break repair via homologous recombination
Cellular component (GO): nucleus; MCM complex
Molecular function (GO): ATP hydrolysis activity; single-stranded DNA binding; ATP binding
Source: RefSeq, a predicted model, not a curated record
AUAGCGUGAAAACUGAAAACUAAACGCACCGCCGUCUUCUUCCCCUUUUCUGCCCCGUCGUCGGCCGUUUCCCGCCCAUACCGCAAUCGCCGCCCAAAUGGCGCCGCCGCAUGACGUGUUCGCCGACGCCGACCCUGACCCCGAGGCUGAAAAGCGUGCGGAAUACGUCGGCAAGCUCGCCAAGUUCCUCCGCAAACUCCACUCCGACGACGUCCGCCGCAUCCUUCUCCACCCGGAGCCGAACCUCCACUUCCCCCUCGUCAUCGACUUCGCGGACUUCUUAGAGUUCGACCCGGGCUUGGCCAAUAUACUCUACACCAACCCCAAGGGCUUUCUCCCCUUAUUCGAAGAAGCCACUCAACUCGCCCAGAAUGUGGAGUUGGGCGUUCUCAAUAAGAUUGAGGCCUUGGGUAACCCGGACGAGUUGAAGCCCGCAGCCGUGCAGAAGGACUUCGUGCACGUGCGCAUCGACAUCACCGGGUCGCCACUUGAAUUCCCUGAAUCGUCGCCCAGCAUUGGAAAGGUGAGGGUGAAGCACAGGGGGACUCUGCUGACUUUGAAGGGUACUGUAAUCAGGUCAGGUGGUGUGAAGAUGAUCGAGGGCGAGAGGAAGUACCAGUGCAGGAAAUGCAACUACAGGUUCACCUGCUAUCCUGAGCUAGAGGCUGGGAAUCGUAUAACUCUUCCUGCAUCUUGCCCAUCCAUGAGUUCACGAGGUUGUCAAAGUGCUUCUUUCCAACUAAUAGAAGAUAGCAUAACCUGUCAUGAUUAUCAAGAAAUAAAAAUCCAAGAAAGUGUACAACUUCUGGAGGUUGGGUCUAUACCUCGUUCAAUGCCUGUGAUUUUGAUGGAUGACCUUGUUGAUAUUGUUAAAGCUGGAGAUGAUGUCAUUCUUACGGGUAUAUUAUCUGCAAAGUGGUCCUCUGAUGUUAAGGAUGUGCGUUGCAACCUUGACCCUAUGUUUAUUGCCAAUUAUGUGAGGAGAACUAAUGAGUUGAAGUCUGGUAUAGACAUCCCUGAGGAAAUUGUCAAGGAGUUCGAUCUUUUCUGGGCAGAAUAUGGGGCUACUCCACUAAAAGGAAGAAAUAAGAUCCUGGAAGGCAUUUGUCCUCAGAUUUAUGGGUUAUUCACGGUAAAGCUUGCAGUUGCUCUUACAUUGAUUGGUGGAGUGCAGCAUGUUGAUGCUUCUGGAACAAAGGUUCGGGGAGAACCACAUAUGCUUCUGGUUGGUGAUCCAGGUACUGGGAAAUCCCAGUUUUUGAAGUUUGCUGCUAAAUUGAGCAACCGUUCUGUGAUUACAACUGGUCUUGGAAGUACCAGUGCCGGUUUGACUGUCACUGCUGUCAAGGAUGGAGGUGAGUGGAUGCUUGAGGCUGGUGCUCUUGUUCUAGCUGAUGGUGGUUUAUGCUGCAUAGAUGAAUUUGAUAGUAUGCGAGAGCAUGACAGGACAACAAUACAUGAAGCCAUGGAACAGCAGACGAUAAGCAUUGCAAAGGCCGGACUGGUGACGACGCUCAGUACGAAGACUACUGUCUUUGGUGCCACUAAUCCAAAAGGACAAUAUGAUCCUAAUGAAUCCUUAUCCGUUAAUACAACACUUUCAGGACCAUUGUUGAGUAGAUUUGAUAUAGUUCUUGUUCUCUUGGAUAAAAAGAACAAGGAUUUAGACGAGAUAAUUUCAUCUCAUAUAUUAGCUCAGAACACUAAACCAGACAAAGAGAACAUCAGUGAUUCUGGCGUAAAGAGCACCCUCCUUCCAGUCAUAAAAAAGUGGACACUCCCCUUGUUAAGAAGGUAUAUACACUAUAUAAAACAGCGGUUUAAACCAGUGCUGACAAAGGAAGCAGAAAGAGCUAUCUCGGGCUAUUAUCAGCUUCAGCGGAGAUCGGGAACACAGAAUGCAGCGAGGACCACUGUACGUAUGCUUGAGAGUUUGAUAAGGCUAGCACAAGCACAUGCAAGACUAAUGUUCAGAAAUGAGGUUACGCAACUUGAUGCUAUUGCUGCCAUAUUAUGCAUAGAGUCCUCUAUGACAACAUCUUCAAUCAUAGACGGUGCUGGAAAUGCCCUGAACUCCAAUUUUUGGGAGAACCCUGAUCAGGAAUAUAUCGAACAGGAGAAGAUAAUACUUGGGAAGCUCUGAGGACUACCCACUAUUCUAGGACAUAUAGACAAUUAAUGAGCAUGGACACAUAUCAUCUGCAGCCCUGGUAACGGCAUGCCAAGGUGAUCUACUGUUACUUGGAAUCAUCGACUUUUAUGUGUCUCCCUGUCUUGGUAGUCAAUCACAAUUGCUAGGUUAGGAAGACUGACUGAUACUCAGCAUGACUCCUAAGUAGACUACUGGCACAAGGAUGACGUCGGUGCUGAAUCUGUGUUAGUGGGUGGUCGAGUGUCUUUAGCUUUACAUAAUUUAGCUGUGUGUUUCAAUAUGCAGUAAGCUAAAAGAGUAAAGUAAGAAAAGCUGUUUCUAGAAGAACAAGAUAACUGGAUAGGUAAGCUAAAGCACGCAGCUCAAGUCUUGCGUUGUUACAUCGCCUAAGUUGAUGCGUAGGUUUUUUGUUGAGGAUGUGAGAUUUGAUGACUUCUUGUAAUAUUGAGUUUGCGUCAAAUUAGCAUUUCUAAUUAUGCAAGAUUUGUGGUGGAACCGGGGAACAAGGUCUAUGGCGCAUGGUGUAUUUUCGUAUGGACACGAGUUUCUGUCGUCUUUCCACAGUUGUAUCAGAUAUGCCAUUUUUUUUA